AUGCUCCAACUAUCAGCCAAAGUGGUGGCCACCAUCGCCGCAAGAUACCAAAAAGAUAUCAAUGAUCUCAUGAACUCUCAAGGUCUGCUGAAUCCCAUGUUGGAGUUGCUCACCCUCACAAAAAUCCAGACAGAUUUGCCUCUACUAUUGAAUGCUCUCAAUAAUCAUAAGAACAGCAAGGUCUACUAUGAUGCACAAUCCCAAUUACUUGAGCUCUCCAAUCAAGUUGACGAGCUCUUCUAUACCACUGUGAAGAAAGCUGACGACUUCAGCCUGCGCUACGUGACUGAGGACCUGGAAAUCGAGGUGAUUGAAGAAGCAUCUCCACAACCACCAACCAAGGAAGAAGAUUUGGCCUCGUUGAGAAAUCGUCUUCUCAAAGACGGGACAUCAACUUCGCUAGAUAAUGCAUCCACUGACCAAAUGAACGACUACCACGAAACAUUCCAGGAGGAUUUGUUAAGUGAUUUAGGAGAAUUGGCUUCUGCUUUGAAGACCUCUGCAGCAACGUUAUCGUCCAAGAUCCUAGACGACUCCAAAUUGGUUUCCACAGCAGGCGAGAACUUAGAAAAGAAUCUGACUCUCAUGCUGUCUGUGGGUACGAACUUGAACGGUUACUUGAAUGAGAAGUCUGGUGGAAAGAUCAGCUUGUUCUUCCUCAUCAAGACUAUGGCAUUCAUCUUUAUCUUGACCUUCUUCAUGAUUGUGCUCAUCAAGAUUCUACCAAAAAUGUAA
This is a messenger RNA of Sungouiella intermedia, 735 nucleotides long. The record is from the annotation of a GenBank genome assembly. NCBI's taxonomy places the organism in Eukaryota, Fungi, Ascomycota, Pichiomycetes, Serinales, Metschnikowiaceae.